CAGAGAGAGAGAGAAAUUAAGUUUAAUUUCGAUUAAUUUCAUCCUAAUAAUAUCGCGGAGGAGCAAGGGUGGAGGCUCGUGCAAGUAAGUUGGCACGUGUCAGAGAUUAAAAGGCGCAACAAGAGGCCUCUACCCUUAAGUCGAGGCCGAAAAACCGACGAGAUUACGAGGAACCUCUCGCAUCGCCUCUCCCCGAUAGCGUAGGUCGAGCCAUCGGGACGAUGAUGAACUACGGCUCGUCCCUCCUCGCGUAAAUCCUUGCCCGGUCUAAAAUCCAUGUGGGUGCCGUGAAACACGCCUCGACCUGCGCCUGUAUGAGUGCGGCCGAGCUCCCUUGUGUUGCACGCCAAUACGAGCGAGUUUCUCGAACGCGGUCUUUAGUUUCGAAUAAGCAUUCGUCGAAGAUAGAGGACCCCUCCUCGAUUUAUCCUUUAACCGCCGGCUUUCCUCUUCCGGCUUAACUCUUCCAUCCUCGUGUCCUCCGCCCCCCUCCGCCCUUCUCGAUCCUUGGCCCGAAAAGUUUUCACCUUUAAUCCCACUUGUGACCGCCUGCAAAUAAAAACGAAUUUUAUAAUCCGACCUUUCAAUUCUUAAUCUUAACCAUUCGAAAUCUGGGGGAAAAUCUUAGCAAUUAGGAAUUUUCGGAGAAAAGAUAAAAUUUGCAUUGUUCGGUGAAUUUAAAAAAAAAAAGAAAAGGAAGCAAAUUUGAGGAAAGAAUUGUUUCGAAUUUGAGGAAGGAAAAGGAGUAUGUACUUUUUUUUGUGAAAUUUCGAAAUUUCGAAAUUCGUGUCGUUCCAAAGGAUUUUGAAAGAGAGAAAAGAGGAGUUAUUACCAAAUUGUGAGAAAUAUAAAGCUGUCCAAUCUAGAGGGACACAAAGGAGGUGACUGUUCGUUUCGGUUUUUGAUUUCUCUUUGAAGGAACUCAUGAAAAACCUACUCCUCGUGCGGUCGAAUCAGUGGGAACAAUUGAUCUGCAGAUAUUACUGUGUUACCUAUCAUGUGAUUACUUUUUCUCACAAUGUAAACCAAUGACGCGAAAUCGAAUUCCGACUCUCAAAAGUUUCGAGUGAUAAACGAAUCAAAAUGGAUCAAUGCCAAGGAAAAAGUGAAGCUCUUAGUGCGAGACGAUAGUCCUUCUUUUUUUUUUUUUUUUUUUUUUUAAACGGGGGUGGUUUCCUUCCAUUUUGGUCCCAGAAUGGAGAGGAGAAGAACGCCGAGGAGAAGAGGCCUUUCCUCCGCGGAAAUUCGACAGGAAUUAUCAGUAAAUGCGUCCACACAACAAUCGGAAGUAAUAGCGAGGUUACUGCCUAUCAACGGGAACCCCGAGAUCACAGGAUGCAAAGAUCGACCUCAUAUUUGUGGAAAAGAAGCGGCAUGUCGUAGCUUUAAAGACAACACAUCCAAAUGCGUCUGUCCGCACGAUCUAUCCCCACCUACAACAGAUUUGAAAUGUCCAAACCGUCUAAUAGUUCCCCUAACACCUCGACCUAUACCCAACAUAAUCCCUCCAAAUGGUAAUUCUACCAACAGCACGACUGCUCUUCCAGAAGCAGAACAGUAUUUUCAUACUGUUCAACAGGCAGAGCGUGUGAGACAAAAGGUACCUGAAAUAAUAGGAAUCACCAUAGCAUUCGUCGCGGUAUUAGCAAUAUUGUUGAGUAUAGUCUACUGCGUGAAGAAAAGAAGUUAUAACGUGAAAUCGCAGAGGAAUUCCCUGGAUGGAACACCGAUGAAUCUGAAAAAGGGAUUGCUGCUAGCGAAUAAGUACACACCUAACCCACAGUAUUUCAGUUGCGCCUCGCCGGAAGUGUCGAUUCUGCAACGUGAGUCUCUUGCAUUUUUGCAAGAAAUUGGCGAAGGGUGUUUUGGAAAAGUAUACAAAGGAGAAUUAUGCAUAGGGGAUUCGAAAGAGAUCGUCGCUAUAAAAGUUUUGAAAGAGACUGCACCGCGAGAAGCUGAAGAAGAUUUUAUGCGAGAAGUCGACAUCAUGUCCACAUUUGGGCAUAGAAAUAUUUUGUCGUUGAAGGGUGCAGUGCUUCGUGAAGGUAAUAGUAGUCCAUGGAUGGUUUUCGAAUACAUGCCGUAUGGAGAUCUCGCUGAAGUUUUACGAUCGAACUCUCGACAAUUUAAUAGAUCGCCGAAACCUGAGAUGCAACCUUUAACUGAGGAAUCUUUACAUUGGAUAACAAUCCAAAUUGCAGCUGGUAUGACAUAUUUAUCGGGUCAAAGAUUCGUUCAUAGAGAUUUGGCAUGUAGAAAUUGUCUAGUUGGUUAUGAUUUCAUUGUUAAAAUAGCAGAUUUUGGGAUGUCAAGAGAUGUUUAUACUUGCGAUUACUAUAAGAUAAAGGGCUCUAGACUUUUACCAAUCCGUUGGAUGUCACCGGAAAGUGUAAUGUACGGGCGAUUCACAUUGGAAAGUGACGUAUGGAGUUUUGGCGUUGUUCUAUGGGAAGUCUAUUCCUUUGGCAAACAACCAUAUUAUGGACAUAAUAAUGAAGAAGUAGUGAAGCUAAUUUUUCAAGGCAUAAUGCUUAUACCUCCGGAAGGAUGUCCACCAUUUGUCUGCCAAAUAAUGCGAGAAUGUUGGAAAACUGAUCCUAAGGAUAGAAUUAAAUUUCCGGAGAUAUUAGAAAGACUGGAGAAAGUUAAAGUUAAGACAAUCCAAGAUACAUUACCAAGACCACCUCAAGGUCCAGUCACCAUUCGUACACCAGACGUGUUAGAUCCUGAUGGCUAUUUAUUACCAGCACCGGCAAAACCCCACGAAUACUUGCAAACUUUACCAUCUUUGUCCGAUUGAUAUUCAUCAAAAUCAUACAUGUUCAACAGAAGUUCAAAUAAAAUAAUUAAAAUUUCUAAAUUGGGGGGGAAAAAAAAA
This is a messenger RNA of Apis mellifera (honey bee), 2878 nucleotides long. Its product is annotated as muscle, skeletal receptor tyrosine protein kinase. The transcript has 9 exons. Gene Ontology annotation, biological process: positive regulation of kinase activity; cellular response to nerve growth factor stimulus; multicellular organism development. Lineage: Eukaryota; Metazoa; Arthropoda; Insecta; Hymenoptera; Apidae. Gene Ontology annotation, cellular component: axon; signaling receptor complex. The record is from RefSeq and is a predicted model, not a curated record. The coding region runs from base 1196 to 2800 and encodes 534 amino acids. Gene Ontology annotation, molecular function: neurotrophin binding; transmembrane receptor protein tyrosine kinase activity; neurotrophin receptor activity.